GCAACACCUCCCCUGUCAACUAGUUAGACCACAGCUGUUUGGACACAUGCUAGAGUUGAGGUUCUGACGAGUUCCACAGAGGACUUGUCUUGCUUUUAUAAUGUUCAUCCGGGCUGUAGGUUAUGUGCCAGUCGGAGCUUGGCAAAUGGGAAGAUGAAACCAUGAAGGCACCAGGAGCUCUGACACACAGGCUCUAUAAUUAAAAAUGGAUGUAGUCUCCGUGACGUCGCCCAUAGGUUUCUGAAGGGCCACUGUGGGGUCGGCUCCGGGCUCCUGGCUAAUCUAAAAAUGAGCAAAGGGCUGGAGUGUGGGUGGAGCUGAGGCGGACCGAAUGGAGCCAGCCACCUGUUGAUGCCACCCGCCUGUCACUCAAAGCGGCCAUGGCCCUAAUUAUGCAUCACUUUAAGCCUUAGUAUCAUUUGAACAGUAGGUAGUGGUGUCGCAGCAGAAGGAUGCCGCUGGUGAAGCGCACCAUCGAGCCCAGGCACCUGUGCCACACGGUGCUGCCAAGGAACAUCAAGAAUGAGCUGGAGUGUGUGACUAACAUCUCCUUGGCCAACGUUAUUCGCCAGCUCAGCAGCCUCAGUAAAUAUGCAGAGGACCUGUUUGGAGAGCUGUUCAAUGAGGCCCACACCUUCUCUUUCCGGGUCAACUCCCUGCAGGAGCGCGUUGACCGCCUCUCCAUCAGUGUCACACAGCUGGACCCCAAAGAAGAGGAAUUGUCUCUUCAGGACAUCACCAUGAGGAAGGCUUUCAGGAGUUCCACUAUUCAGGACCAGCAGCUGUUUGACCGCAAGUCACUGCCCAUCCCACUGCAGGAGACCUUCCAGACAUGCGAGCAGCCGCCACCCCUCAACAUCCUCUCACCCUACAGGGACGAUGGAAAGGAGGGUCUGAAGUUCUACACCAAUCCAUCCUACUUUUUUGACCUGUGGAGAGAGAAGAUGCUGCAGGACACAGAGGACAAGAGGAAGGAGAGGCGGAAACAGAAGCUGGAAAUGCCUUAUCUUGUGUGUUCCAAUGGCCUCAUAAGAGUCCUCUCUGAAACCCCUCCUCCCUUCCUCACUCCCCCAGAGUUGCAGGACCCCCGCAUGUAUGAUCAGGUCUAUAGGUACUUAGACCUUCCAGGGCAGCUGAAGGCGAUAGACCGUCCACCGGAGCCGGAGAAGGUCCCGCGGGCGCCGCACGAUCGCAAGAAGGAGUGGCAGAAGCUGGCACUGGGUGCAGAGCUCGCCCAAGACAUACCUGACGACAAACACCGAGAGGCCAACGGAUCGGCAGGUUACCACGACAACAGGGCUCCCUUGUACAUGGAACAUUUGGACGGGCCCUUCUCGCUGGCGGCGCUGCCCUACACCCAGAUGAACGAGCUGCUGAACCGUACCGGGGACAGAAUGUAUUCACGGCCCCACGACCCUCCACCGCCUCCACCCCUCAUGCACCCACUGGGAGAGAUCAAGCCACCCUCUGUGAUCAGUUCCAGUUCAGGUUUUUCCGACAGCAGACCCCAGUCUCCAGCGCGGACAGCAUGCUUCAACUCCAACACUCCUCCUCCACCACCUCCCCCUCUCCCCCCUCCACCACCCCCGUUACCCUCCACAGGCAUGCGGGGCACCCCUCCUCCUCCCAUUCCGCCUCUACCGGUCCAGCAGCAGCUCCCAGCCAUUCCGCCUCCCCCCGCUCCUCUCCAGAUCGCCCCGGGGGUGCUCCACCCGGCCCCUCCACCUGUGGCACCUCCCCUCCACUCCUCCUCCCCGGCCCGUCUCCAACAGGUCCUGGACAGGGGCCAACCCAUGGGCUCGGGGACCCAGUCGGACGGCACCAUCCUGCCUCCUCCCCCGCCGCCCCCUCCUCUGCCCCUCCCCGGAGCACGGAGCUCCUCGCCCUGUCCGUCAGGCCCGCCACCUGUGCCGGCCUUCCCCUCAGCAGGAGCCAUGGCCUCCCCGCCGCCCCACACCCUCCACGAUGUGGGGAGCAAGAGGCACCAUCCAACCAAUCUGCCACCCAUCAGCGAUGCACGCAGUGUCCUGUUGGAAGCUAUCAGAAAAGGCAUACAGCUGCGCAAAGUGGAGGAGCAGCGCGAGCAAGAGGCUAAGCACGAGCGCGUUGGCAACGAUGUGGCCACCAUCCUGUCACGACGCAUCGCCGUGGAGUACUCCGACUCCGAGGAUGAGUCUGAGUUUGACGAAGGAGACUGGAUGGAGUGAUGGCGAUCAUAGGGAUGUAAAAAAAAAGCGGUGUUGGUGGCGGAGGACAAACGUGUUCAGGUGCCCCCCCUCCUCCUCCCAACCCACACCCUGCACUCCACACCUCACCAUCAAAGAGUCUUUCUACUCUGGAAAGAAGCAAAACAUCGUUGUUGCCCACGUCUCCUCUGUCGAGCUUUUUUAUCUCGUCAUAUCUCUGUCUCGUUGUGGUUUGUGUUCGGAGGAGAAAUCUCCACGUCGCUCUCGUCUGUCUCUCUAGUGUUCCAAGAGAAGUUUUUUGCAUUCAUUCUUUUCUGCACUACCACACGACUUUGUUUCUGCUGGAUUUCUUGUGACGAAAUCCCUCAUGUUUACUCUUGUUAUACAUGAAAAUAACUUUUUUGAAGAACCACUUGUUUUUGUUUCUUAUCUGUACGUCGAUGUAAUAAAAAAAAAAAAACCUAGAAAAUAGAAAAGGAAAAAUGAAGGCAUGUUGCAUUUAUCCUUAGUUCUCAGCACCGUUUUGCCACCUGGUGGCUGAACACGGCAUUGAAUGAAUGCUGUUUUAUUUUAUCGUCUUUUAUUUACCUUUUUUUCUGAUGAAACAUUUGCGGUUUUAACAGGCCAGUAGUUGCUGAUACUGACCACUACAUGAACAGUCACUCAGUGUGGACACCAGCUGGGUUGUAUUUUGUUUUUCUCUCUUAUCAGGACUGACUUUUACCACUUAGAACAAGCAAAAGAUUGUGUCGGUAUGUCAUGUGAUGAUUGCUGUACGGUUGAAAAUGACGAAGGGGGAGCAUAUGGCUGAUUUGGCCACACGUGUGCAUAUCCAUCCACUUACAUCUAACUUUUACUCCAGGGAAAUGUAUGCCAAGAGAUUGAGCUUUUUUUUUGUCUGUCCGGGUUCUGAGGAGCCACGUACGCUCAUGUUGACAUCAGGCAAUGUCAAAGAGAAACACUGAGCCAUUGGUUUUUAGCAUAUUGAGCUGCCACCCUUUUCUCAAGUUCUUUGCCAUAGAAAUGGACACUGGAAGUGAUUAGAUGCUGUAGACAUACAUCAGAUUUCCUGCCUCUCUUAUUGUCCCUGAUGAAUAUUCAGCGUGCCGAGGAAAACUUUGAAUUUUGAGAAGGUACCUGUGAUAAUGAGAGUCUGACCAACACCAGGUACAACCGCUCAACACCAGUGAAGGCAGCUUUUCCCUCAGAUCCCCCUUUACUGUGUACCUGCCCACUAACGAGAAGCCUUACCUCGUUCGGUUCUACAGCAGCAACGCUUGUUCAAAAGAUUUUGUGAUUAUUUUUUUUUUGCCUUUUGAGGCCUGAAAGGAAAGGAUACAUUAUGCCUUGUUUUGGCUCAUUUCAAAGAAAAUGUCUGCCAUCCUUUUCCGUUUGUUCGUUUGUUCUUUCUUCUACUUGCCUUACUGUUCGUACAAAACGUAUCGUUGAGUUGAUGAAUGUAUUGUGCUGUUACUACUUACUUGCCUGCGCUUGUAUGAAUUUGCUGUUUCUAUGUUUGGGGGGGAAAAGGGACAGAGGGACAGAAACCCUGGUUUAAAAAAGAAUAAGAUUAGAUCAAUACUGUAUACCAUGUAACUUAUGUAACUGUUGACUGUAACAGUUUGCUUGAAUUAAUAAAAAUCUAAUGUUAUGUUUCAGCCCUAAA
This is a messenger RNA of Morone saxatilis (striped sea-bass), 3852 nucleotides long. RefSeq names its product WASP family member 1 (gene wasf1). Gene Ontology annotation, cellular component: cytoskeleton; SCAR complex; lamellipodium. Gene Ontology annotation, biological process: actin cytoskeleton organization; positive regulation of Arp2/3 complex-mediated actin nucleation. The record is from RefSeq and is a predicted model, not a curated record. Bases 453 to 2207 code for a protein of 584 amino acids. Gene Ontology annotation, molecular function: protein kinase A regulatory subunit binding; Arp2/3 complex binding; actin binding. NCBI's taxonomy places the organism in Eukaryota, Metazoa, Chordata, Actinopteri, Moronidae. The transcript is spliced from 12 exons.